Molecule: messenger RNA, 5996 nt
Organism: Podarcis raffonei (Aeolian wall lizard)
Lineage: Eukaryota; Metazoa; Chordata; Lepidosauria; Squamata; Lacertidae
Product: C-terminal-binding protein 2-like
Exons: 10
Coding region: 553-1896 (447 amino acids)
Molecular function (GO): NAD binding; transcription corepressor activity; oxidoreductase activity, acting on the CH-OH group of donors, NAD or NADP as acceptor
Source: RefSeq, a predicted model, not a curated record
GCUCUAGCCUUGAGCCUGGCUCAACAGGACUGCGGCCGGCGCCGCGGGAGAGCCCAGAGGACCGGAAGUGAUCGUUGGUUUCCGGGGGGCGCUCUGGGCGCGCUACUCUAUGGCUGCGCAGCCCGUUGCGCUCCGGCUUCGACGGGGAUCUUGCCCUCCGCGGACCCAGCCGAGGCCUUCCGCUUCCCUUUUGGAGGCCGGUGGCGAGCGACGUGCGGUGGGGGGAGGGCCGCGGCAGGCGAGAGGCAGGAGGACGGCGCCCGGAGCGCAUCCGCUGAGCUGGCCUGGCCUUUCCUCCCCGCCCUUUUCUCCUCCGGCUGUAGGCGGGCUGCUCGCCGCCUCUGCGAGUCUUUGGGCGGGGGCGAGGCCGCCGCCGCCGCCUCCGGUCCCCGAGCUUGCGCCUCCCUAGCGCCCGCCUCUCCCGGGCUCAGAGUCGCGCGGGUCUGCCUCGGUGUGUCCCAUGGACAGGCACAAAGUGAAGCGCCAGAGGCUCGACCGCAUUUGCGAAGACAAAGUAAUUCCAUAAAAGCAGGGCGUGGAAACAGCUGUCUAAUGUUUCAAAGUGGAGCAGAAAAGAUUGAAGGCUUUUAUCUUGGCAGAAUCUGGCAAAAGCUGUGCUGUGGUGGUAUAAGGCCUCCUAUUGGUAAUGGCCCAAUGCAAGCCCGUCCGCUGGUUGCCCUCCUGGAUGGCAGAGAUUGCACUGUAGAGAUGCCCAUCCUGAAGGAUGUUGCCACAGUGGCUUUCUGUGAUGCACAGUCAACUCAGGAAAUCCAUGAAAAGGUGCUAAAUGAAGCUGUUGGGGCUCUGAUGUACCACACCAUUACCUUGUCGCGCCAGGACCUGGAGAAGUUCAAAGCUCUCCGGGUCAUUGUGCGAAUUGGCAGUGGCUAUGACAAUGUGGAUAUCAAGUCAGCUGCAGAAUUAGGCAUUGCAGUGUGCAACGUCCCUUCUUCUUCUGUGGAAGAGACAGCUGAUUCUACCCUUUGCCACAUUCUAAACCUUUAUCGUCGGGUUACUUGGCUCCACCAGGCCAUGCGAGAAGGAAACAGAGCCUCAAGUAUGGAGCAAAUUAGAGAGGUGGCUGGAGGUGCUGUGCGUAUCCGUGGGGAGACAUUGGGCAUCAUUGGCCUUGGUCGAGUUGGGCAAGCAGUUGCUCUGCGAGCAAAACCCUUUGGCUUCAAUGUGAUUUUCUACGAUCCAUAUCUGCCUCAUGGAGUGGAGCGUUCCCUGGGGUUACAGCGGAUGAGCACCCUGCAAGAUCUGCUCAUGCACAGCGACUGCAUCACAUUGCACUGCAGCCUCAACGAACAUAAUCAUCACCUCAUCAAUGACUUUGCCAUUAAACAGAUGCGCCAAGGCUGCUUUCUGGUGAAUACAGCUCGUGGAGGACUAGUUGAAGAGAGAGCCCUGGCUCAAGCCCUCAAGGAAGGGAGAAUCAGAGGGGCAGCAUUGGAUGUGCAUGAGUCAGAACCCUUUAGCUUUGCGAAUGGACCCCUCAAAGAUGCUCCCAACGUGAUCUGUACUCCUCACACAGCCUGGUAUAGUGAACAGGCCUCCAUUGAAUCUAGAGAGGAUGCAGCUAAGGAGAUCCGAAGAGCCAUCACAGGUGUCAUACCUGAUCAUUUGAGGAACUGUGUUAAUAAGGAGUACUUGCUUUUAGCAGCUCAGUGGUCCAGUAUUGACCCUGCGGCUGUGCAUCCAGAGCUUAACGGAGCUGCAGCUUACAGGUUUCCUGCAGGAGUAGUGGGAGUAGCAGCCACAGGGCUCCCAGAGCCACCAGUAGAGGGGAUUGUACCUCACGGUAUUCCCUCUGUGUCUCACUCUGCACCCCAUACCCCUUCUCCGGGAGAGUCAAGCAAAUUGGAGCCAGACAGAGAAAUCUCCACUGACCAGUAGCAUCUCUGUUCUCUUUAUUCCCCCAUGAGAAAGCAGGGAAUGCCUCCUUUUUUUUUUAGGACAUAUUGUGAUCCCUGUGGACUGUUUCCUGUUCGCACCGGACAGGAGAAUGCAUUUCAUUGUUGGCAAAUUCUAGCUCUUGCCUUUAAACAGAUAUUUUAUAUCAGAUUUAGUUUAAAUCUUUUGGUGAAUCUUUUUCCUUAUCUGGGGCAAUGAAGCAGUGACUUUUCACCCUCUUGGUAAUGUUUAGUUUUAACAUGGAGGUUUCCUUGCCCCUGCCUUCCACUGUGUGAUAUACAGGAAAACAGUACCUGAGUAGAAUACUGAGAAUUCCAGUGAUUCCAGAACAAGACUGGUGUGCAUUUAAGGUGGUUUCUUAGGUUGAAGGUCAGCAGAGUUUCAGGUACAAGGGGCAAAGUACACUGUAAUGGGGCGGGAAGGUGCGCAUGUAGGUUUGCUUGGUAGGAAGGGGAGCCCCGGCUCAGUUGUGGGCAUUUACUGCUUUGGCCUGCCUGUAUGCUCUGAACUGAUGUGCUUGGUGGGUGAUUUGCUCCUAGGAUGCUGGGGGUAAGUAAUUAUACGAACCAGAGUGAAUUGGAAAUUCUGCCUGGAAUCUUAUUUGUGUUUCAAGACGUGCAGAGAAUUUGCAUCGACAGCCAAGAUGCUUGCGAAGUUACAGGGAGGAAGAUUCAACUGAGAUUUGGGCCCAGCUCAGGGAAUGAGGAGUCAGCUCCAUAUAGGGAGGCAGAAGGCGUUUCAGAAAUCAAAGUGUCAGGUUACAUAAAUGCCUGCUCUUUGCACGCUUAUUAGUGCAACUUUGCUACAAUAAGAUGAUUAUGCUGAAAUCCUAGAACUUAACUUGGGACCUAAGUCUCGUUGACCUGUCUUUUAACACGCAUCAAAGGCCAAGCCAGGAUUCUUCCCUCUUAUUUUUGUUUAGUAUGAAAUGUCCCAGGUGUGUGCGUGCUGAAUUUUUCAAGUUCUUUACUUCAACCCCUUUCUCUGAAUUGAGUCCUUGUCUUGCAAAAAAAACCAACCAACAGAAUUCAUUCUCAAAACCUACAGAUGGCCACACAGAUUCUUCUUGGGGAGAAAUAGUUGGUCUGUGGCAAACUAUGGCAGUAUGUUUUAACCAAGGCAUUUAAACCAGAUUUAAAGGCAGAACUAGUGCUGUACAUUGUCUCUUAUGAGGUGAAUAAAUUCUUAUUCCCUGGCACUGUCCACACAGCAUAUAGUUCAUAAUGAAGCAAAGUAUUUAUUAUUGUUGGAGGAUAGCCUUGUCAUGUUGCUUGGACUUUACAGAACUCUUUGACUAGGAAAAUGUUAUGGCUUAUAAUCAGACCGCCUAAGCAUUAAGCUCAGAAAACAAUUGGGGGUGAAGAAUAGGAAUUUUUUGUUGUAAUCAGAAUUCAACUUUACCUUGUUUUCUUACAAACAAAAUGCCAGCCAGGCAACCUGGGAACUGGGUGGAGUAGAAACCUCAUCCUAGAUCUUGCUUACAACUGAACAUUGAUAAUGGGCUAGCAUGUCCCCAAGCAUCCCAGUUUUCCAAGACUGUCUGCAGAUAUUGGCAGUAUUUCUUCAAUGCCAAGUGCUAACUGACAGGUGUACAGAGAAUCCCUUUCAAGUGAGGGAAGCGCUGAGCAAGAAAAAUCUUACUUUUGUAUUGUGAGAUGGUAUAUGGUGCCCUUGUAGUGUGUGCUUUGUUAGAAUGUGAGUUGGAAGUGUUUGGUGUAAUGUAGGCUCUGGUAGUGGGGGAGGCACAAUAGCUUUAUAAUCUCUUGGAUGAUUAUGACUUCAUGUUUAAAAUUCACAUACCUCUUGGGUCGCUCAGGGUUUUUAGCAGUCUGUGCACGGGGGGGGGGGCAUGCUAACAGAUGUUAGUGCUAAGUGUGUGGCAGUAAAUGUGGGGAACCUUUGAGUGAAGCCUUCACCUCUGAAGAGAUUUAACUUGGGGCAGAAAUAACAGUUUCAGCUUUUUAUUUGAUCUGCAUACUAAUCUGCUCUAACCAACCUGAAAACUGGAAUGCAUUGCCAUUUGGGUUGUUGCAAAUAUAACACAAUGCUGGCCUUUAACUAGGGUUAAAGAAAAUGGGAGUAGCCUGUGUGACAAGACACUUCCUCACCCCAUCCUUUCUCCUGUGUAAAUUUCCUGUGCCCACACCAUUCCCCCCCUUCAGUUCCAAAAUCUAGGUUCACAUCUGUGUUAAUCGAGAUGUAACAUUGCUCAGACCUAACUCUAAACAAGGGCAAAGAGAGCUAAAGGAAUGUAUCUGUCAGAGGAGACGGAGAUGUGAUCUUAUUGUUUGCUGUUGAUCUUUUGGCCUGAGCCAAGGGCCAGAAUUGUGUCCGCACCAGCCCUUGAAAAACUCUGCUCUCUAGUGGGCAAACUAGCCAGCUGUGAGGUGGGCUGCAUGUAUUACAUUUCACAAUCUGUUGAGGAGAAAUCCCAAUGUACAAAACAUUCACACAUUGCUGAUGUGCCUCAGAUAGCCAUAACAUUAGGUGCUACUCCAGAGGGCAGUUCAGGGUUGUGUGUAUUCUCCGCCAACCUCCCCAUUACACAGCACUCAAAAUUCUGAUUCAUAAUAUAAAUGUGCAUAUUUCUGCUUCCAAUAGACCAUCAUGUUUAGGGUAUUUUUACAGAAAUGGCAGGGAAUUGUAGAGAAAUUGGGAUUAGUGAGAAAGACGGUAGGAAAUAGCCAUUGAGGAAGAGCAGGGAAUUGCAAGGCUCUGGUGCCCUGCCACUCUGCCUUUUAGUUUCUUGUACUUUACUCAACAUUAGUUAUGCAUUGUCAAGCUGUUGGCUACAACUAUAAGAGCAGGAAUGUGCUUUAAAAAAAUGAAAGCUGAAAAUCUCAGGAUACCAAGUUUGAUUAGAUUUCAUACUUGGAUAGGAGAUACUGAUGUAUUUCACUGUCCUGUUGCAACCCAACUAAUAAGUUCUGUCAACCCAUGGGUUGAGCAUUCCUGCAGUGGAGAAUAGGAUGCCUAUUGCCCCAAUGUCACAUUGUAUUACAAGCAGAGAAAAUCAGCAACAUCUUUUGCUCAGCUUGCUGCUGGCAAUUCCUAAAUUCUGUUUGUAAGAUUUUCUGAUCAAGGUCCCCAGUUGUGGGAUUGCCCAGAGUCUGUUCAUCUUGCCUGUUUCAGGGAGUAGUGUAAGAUACACUUAAUUAAAAGUGGCAAACAUAUAUUAGUAAGCAAAAUUAUUUUUUACACAUGAAUACCUCUAAAGACUUAUCAGGUAAAAACCUCCUUAAGGAGAGAAAUUGGGAAGAUCCCAGCUGGCUAGCACUGAGCCUUUUGUUUUGUAGAAACCGUGCUGAUUGGCAUACUAGAAUACAUAAAUGAUAAGGUUGUGUCAGUCUCUGAAUGCUGGUGAACAUUGUAUAAGCCUUAAGCCCUCAAAGAUAGCCAGUAUUACCUAGACCUACAUUUGGGAAUUAAAACAACUUUGAAACUGCCAGAGUGGCAUCGCUUGAGGAUCCAGAUCAGGUUUGAGACUCCUUAGCUAAUCAAGGGGUUUUUCCCCAAAAAGCAGGAUGGGCCAGGUGCUGAUGAAAGUGCUCCAGUUGCACAUCAUGGUAUAUUUUUGGUUCAGACUAGCAGUUGCCACAAGAAAGGGUAAUGCUAAAGUGGAAUCUCUCUCCUGACACUAAACAUUGGUUCAGUGACCCCUUCUCACAUGUAUAGAUGUGAAACUCCUUGCUCCAAGUUUUAUGCAUGCUGGAGGAAGAAUAGACUUCCUUCAGAAUUAAUGUGGAGCUUAAUCCCAAAGAACAUUUGUUCCUAACGUUGAGGCAGGAGUGCCCUGGGUCAUGCCAAGCUUAUCUGCAGGAGGAGCUCACUCUGUCCUAAGGUAUAUUCUGCUUGUCAGGUUUGCUGUUGCUGACCAGCUUUUUUUAUAGAGGACUCAGAGUUUCAGAAAUAUAUUUUUGUAGCCAAUAACUAAACUGUGAAACUUAAACAAUAAAGCAUGUAAAAGCAUUUCCAAUGAUGUUUCCUGUACAGAUGUUUCUCCCUUCAACUCUCUCCUGGCUUUUGUUAGAAGUUUGACAGUUUCUUUGAUUAUAUUUUAAUAAAUAUUUCCUUUAUGGUCA